Sinocyclocheilus rhinocerous is the source of this 561-nucleotide messenger RNA. RefSeq names its product protein FAM177A1 (gene fam177a1b). NCBI's taxonomy places the organism in Eukaryota, Metazoa, Chordata, Actinopteri, Cypriniformes, Cyprinidae. The coding region runs from base 1 to 561 and encodes 186 amino acids. The record is from RefSeq and is a predicted model, not a curated record. The transcript is spliced from 6 exons.
AUGGCAGAAAUACCCCUUUAUCUAUCCAGCGUCAGUAUAACUGUCACACAUGAUAUGGACUCUGACAAGCUCUCUGGAAAAGAGAAGGAAUAUGAGUGUGUGGAGCUUGGUGAUCUGGACAGAAAAGAGAAGACCCCACGCCGCAUUAUUCAUUUCUCCAGCGGGGAGACCAUGGAAGAAUACAGCACAGAUGAGGAGGAGGAAGACAAAACACAGAACUCAAAGAAAGACCUUCUGUCCUCCAUAGACACAUCCAAGCUGGCUUGGGGCCCAUAUGUCUGGUUUCAGAUGUGGAGAGCAGCUACAUCCACUAUAUCCGCUUGUGACUACCUCGGUGAGCGAAUGGCAUCGCUUUUUGGCAUCACCUCAGCUAAAUACCAGUAUGCCAUAGAUGAAUACAGCCGGUCAAAGAGGGAGAAGGAAGAGAGAGGUGAAGAUACACGGCUCAAAAAGCCAGAAUUAAAAAAAAAAAAAAUUCACACCAUCGCAAAACUCGAUCUGCGCUGGUACCUGUGGAAAGGCUGUGAGAGAGCAGGAAACAUGACAUACUCCCACAGUUGA